Molecule: messenger RNA, 1154 nt
Organism: Rubroshorea leprosula
Lineage: Eukaryota; Viridiplantae; Streptophyta; Magnoliopsida; Malvales; Dipterocarpaceae
Source: the annotation of a GenBank genome assembly
AAAGUUCAGGGGAGGCUAGAUAAUUUUUCAUAAACUAAUUGCAAGAUUUUCCAAAUUUCAGGGGGGGCGAGCGCCACCCCUCGCACCCCCCUGGCUCCGCCACUGACUGUAGGAUAUAUGCCAUUUUCCUUAUUUUAUUCGUCCAAUAGCUCAAGACCUCAUGUCUUCUAUAGAUAUAGUGUUCUUUUCUAAAAAAUACAUACUCGGGGCUGCAUAAUAUGCUGGGCCGAGAGCUGCUGAUUAUAAACUUUAGGUACAUGAUGUUGAUAUCAAUUUCUUAUCCAUCUUGUAAAUAUGCUUAUCCACCCAGGCAUUGGAAAAGGUUGAGUGCAUUGUUUUGCCUGGAUGAUUUUGUUGUUUAUGGUGCUACACAGUUCCAUGCUCCUAUAAGAUAUGGAAGGAACAGUUUGACCUGAUUAUGUUAAGCAUCCAAAUCAUUAGGCCCUGACAUACCGAAAUUUGUAGAUUUUCCUUUGGUAUAAACAUGUGUAAUCUUCAUUCAGCUUGUUGAGAAACUAUAUACAGGAUGGAGCCAAGUUUUUAGUUUGUUUUGCUUGACAUUAGAUACAUGUACUUGUCUGCCCAAGACGUGAAGUUAAGCGAUUUGCUGAUCUCACUGUUGAUGAGACCAGUGAUUUAUGGAUAACAGCACAGAAGAUUGGAAGUCAGCUUGAGAGCUAUCAUAAGGCAUCAUCACUGACGUUUACCAUCCAAGAUGGACCUCAGUCAGGACAAACAGUACCUCAUGUUCACAUUCACAUCCUCCCAAGGAAAGUGGGUGACUUUGAGAGGAAUGAUGAAAUCUAUGAUGCAAUAGAUGAGAAGGAGAAGAAAUUAAAGGAAAAGCUUGAUUUAGACAAGGAAAGGAAGGACAGAAGCAUCGAGGAGAUGGCUCAAGAGGCGGAGGUAUAUAGAUCACUUUUCACAUAAAACUCUUGUUUCAUAUACAAACUGUUGUUGAUUUCCAUGGCACUUUAGCUUAUUUGGACAAGUAUUAUGGCUUCUGUUACACAUAAUUGGUGCAUUCCUAGUUUGGUAUCAUUAUGUUAUGCAAGGAGAAAUAAUGUAACAUGAGCAGACCAGGAAGAAGACGUGGUGAUUGGAUUGUUUGAGAACAAUUUUAUGUCUCUCUAUAGCAUAUCAUAUUUUCGUAU